Messenger RNA from Salvelinus sp. IW2-2015, 2573 nucleotides. RefSeq names its product mitochondrial fission factor homolog A. The record is from RefSeq and is a predicted model, not a curated record. Lineage: Eukaryota; Metazoa; Chordata; Actinopteri; Salmoniformes; Salmonidae. Gene Ontology annotation, biological process: positive regulation of mitochondrial fission. Gene Ontology annotation, cellular component: peroxisome; mitochondrial outer membrane.
UAAUUAUUUAAACUGUAUCCUACACUUCAUCAACACUGACUGACRUGGAUUUAGCAAGUGACAUCAAUAAGUGAUCAUAGCUAGCUUUCACCUGGCCAGUCUGUCAUGGAAAGAGCAGGUGUCCUUAAUGUUUUAUACACUCAGUGUAUAUGUGAUUUUGUCCUCGAGUUGAAAGAUGUGUUGUUAGUAACUAGGCUACUAAGUUAACUCAUGCAAACUCACACCAGUUAGUGAAACAUGUCAAGUAAUGUCUAGCGUUAGCAAUGUGCUAAGUUCGAAAUGCCCUUUUGAAGAUAGUAAGAUACGACACCGUUGACACAAUGAUUGGUUUGCCAUUACUACUACAGUGAAUGAAUGACGCUACAGCKAUGUGCUAACAUUUCGUAACUAGCUGGUACUCCCCUACCCGGUCUUGUCGACUACUACAGGUUCAUGCGGUUGGUUGAUGAUGAUGAGCAGCACACGGAGAACAUAAACACACGAAUUAAAUGUMAUCAUUUAGCUUAUGAAAUCUGCAGUUGGACGAAGCAAUACAACAGAACCACUUGCAACUGGACAAGGACAUUUAUGAGAUACACUUUUCUUCCAAAUCGAGAACAAAGAAAGUAUCGCCAAGACCAGGCUGGAUGAGUGGGGCAACCUUCCCCUCUUCGGAAGAGGCAGAGAUGAAUCGGAUCCACUAUGAGCUGGAGUACACCGAGGGCAUCAGCCAGCGCAUGCGCAUCCCCGAAACACUCAAAGUGGCCCCCGAAAACCAACAUGGGCUGCUGUCUCAGCCCCUGGCCCCCCACAUGAUGCAUGUACCAGAGAGGAUUGUGAUAGCAGGGGACGAUGGGGACUCCCGUUACUCCCGGCCCAGAGACCUAGACCUGAUCCAGUCCACUCCUCCUGUGGAUUUACUGGACAUGAAGGCGCCGCCACRAAUACUCACCCUCAAUGAACAUUCCCUGGACUCCCUGGAGACUGAUCAGGCUCCCACAACACAGUCCCACGCCAACCAGGGGGUCCACUCUCGGUCKCUGAGGGAGCGCACUGUGAGCGAUACCACCAGCAUCCGCCAGAGCGGCCCGGCCAACAGAACCCACGUAAGUGUAACCCUGUCCCCCGUCGCCCCCCCUCUCCGUGCCUGUCCUCCACUGUGUACCCCUGAGGACGUGGUGAACCUACAGUACAGUGCUGGAGGAUUGCUGUCCUAUAUCCAAUGCACCACGCGCCGGGCCUACCAGCAGGUCCUGGAGGUCCUGGAGGUCGACAUCCACCGCAGGGCUGGUCACUUGGCCCUCGACAUGGACAUGACCCCUGACGAUUCAGGYUUAGUGGACGCCUCGUCAUUACGGCGACAGAUUGUGAAGCUGAACCGACGUCUGCAGCUACUGGAGGAGGAGAACAAGGAGCGCUCCAAGCGAGAGGUGAUUCUCUACUCCGCCACCGUGGCGUUCUGGCUCAUCAAUACCUGGAUCUGGUUCCGACGUUAGAACCGCACGGAACCCAAUGACCAGGUCCUACACUGUCAUUUAACCAGAAAUAUCUCAAUUCCUUCUACAGAUUGUAACACCAGAUAAUGUGAUUUAAUCAAAACAAUGUYUUUAUCUAAUAUACUGGGAGUUACCGGUUAGGUACUGUUUGGUGUAGCACAGAACAUUUCAGACCGACMUUAGUUUGGCGAUACUGUCCUCAUCCUCUAUUUGUAGAAACAGGAGUCUCAUAAAAGGGUGCAAGGGGGUCCAUGACAUUUUAUUUUUUAAAUGCUCUGUUAUUAAAAUAAAUACUUUUUAUGAUCCGUGAAGUAAUCCAACAAUGUGUACACCGCCAUCUUGUAUAUUUCAAGUCUUCUCACAUUGAUCGAGACAGGUGUCUGUCAUCACUUUGGGGUGGACCCACUUGUUUGGAGCAAAACUAAAUUGUGGAGGGGGGGGUGGGAUCUAUGACAGCUCCCGACUGCCUAAUCUGUUGGUUAAAAAUAUGGCUUGGAUGUCCCCAUCGAUCCAGAUUGCUUGAACCAGUGAGGCUGAUGAAAUUACAAGGAUACAGGCAAAGGAAACCAGUGUUGAGAUUUCCCCAAAUGUAAGCAUUUAGUUGCACGUCCUGUGUGAAGGGAUUCAUACCAUUACUCCAUKUUAUGGUGUGGAUUGACUAUUUAUUUCUCUCCUACCUCGAUGUUGGCAAGAAGCGGCGCAUGAGUCUAAAUGUCUAUUCAUUAUCAUCCAAUGAAGUCUUUAGCACUGUAUGACGUAAUUGCCGUGUGUGGUAAAAAUUGUUUGAACUCAUAUUUUUCAGGAAUAAAUAUGUAUGUAUCUUGUGAAAUAUAUGAGCUAAGAAACAUUGCGACAAAUGUGAUUAUGUUCUGUAUUUAUCAGGCGCUGUUUUCGCUGCACGAAGCUGGCAUCUUUAGUUGAAAAACAGUUUUUUUUUAUUUUGUUUUCUUUAGAUUAACAUUUUGUGUAUUUUUAUGUAUGUAUUUAUUUUCUUUAGUUGAACAUGUAUUUGUGCAUUUAUUUAUCUAUUUUCUUGUAAUAUCAAUGGAUUUUUUGGAAAUAUUUUACUUGUAAUAAAUGAUGUGUGGUUGAAAAGGA